AUGGGAUUUAUGUCCUUCCUGCGCGAUGAUCGCGUCGCCCUCAUUGGGAUGGCCAUAGCUGCUGCCGCCUUGAUUAGCAGUAUGAUGGCGGUAGUUUCUAUGGUCAUCGAAGACAACAAAAUCGAGCGCCCCGAGCCGAAGACGCAGUACAUUACACAAGAGACGGAAGAUUCUCUUCAGCUGGACACGUUGGAAAAGCUCAUAAAUCAUCCGAGCUACUCGAUCAGAGAAGUCGCCGUCAAGAUCCUGUGCGACCGCGCAGUUAACGACGCCGACACGAUCCACAUUCUCCUCCACGGCAUAACGAGAAAAGACUACGGCCAUAGGUUACGGUGUCUUAAAGCGCUCGCGCUUCUAUUAUCCCAAACGGGUGAGGCCCCUACAACAUUCGACUCCCUCAAAACAUAUGGGGCGAUGGUAAGAUCUCUAGAGAUUGGUCUAGAUGAUGUCGAACGCCCAAAACUCGACGACCCUUACUUCGACGAGUACUAUCUACGAGACAUGGCCGAGCGGACCAAUCUGCUCUUAAUAUACCAACUGAUACAGAAGAACGGAGCUGCCAAGCUUCUCAUGGCGAAAUUCGUGGAACGGUGGCUAGCCAAACAGAACUGGGGAGACUCGGAGAACGAGAUCCAUGAAAACUUCAAGAUGUAUACCGAAGGCAACAAAAGCAACCCAAUACGCGGAAUUGUUGAUUGCAUUAGGACCGCGACGGGCGGCUUGGAGACUUUGAGAAACUGCGGUCUGGUCGCGAGAGAAGAAACCCCACCUUAUCGCGGAGAGGUCUGGGGCAUCACGUUUAGUACCGUUCCCCGAGGCUCCGACGAAGAUGGUGUACGCGACUCUGAGCUAUCAGCAGACGAGAUCAGGAGGCUACGACGCGAGGCGUUCGUCUUCAACGACGGAACCCGGCCCGUCUCGCGGCUUGACAUUGUUGAGAGGACGAACCCUCAUUAA
Scedosporium apiospermum is the source of this 957-nucleotide messenger RNA. RefSeq lists its product as uncharacterized. NCBI's taxonomy places the organism in Eukaryota, Fungi, Ascomycota, Sordariomycetes, Microascales, Microascaceae. Bases 1 to 957 code for a protein of 318 amino acids. The transcript is spliced from 2 exons. The record is from RefSeq and is a predicted model, not a curated record.